AUGUUAAAUUUAACAAGAAGUAAUUUUCAAGAUCAUCCUUUUCAUUUAGUUUCUCCAUCUCCUUGACCACUUUAUACUAGUCUGAGUUUAUUAUCUUUAACUUUAAAUUCAGCACUAGCAAUGCAUAAUUUUGCUAACGCUUAUGUAUUUACUUACAUAGGUUUAUUUUUAGUUGUAAGUUCUAUGACUUUAUGAUUUAGAGAUAUAAUAGCAGAAGGUACAUUCUUGGGUAAUCAUACUUUAGCUGUACAAAAAGGACUUAAUUUAGGUGUAAUACUUUUUAUAGUAUCUGAAUUAAUGUUCUUUGUUGCUAUAUUCUGAGCAUUUUUCCAUAGCGCUUUAACACCUACAGUUGAAUUAGGUGCACAAUGACCACCUAUGGGUAUAGACCCUAUAAAUCCUUUUGAAUUACCAUUACUUAAUACAAUUAUAUUAUUAUCUAGUGGAGCUACUGUGACUUACAGUCAUCACGCUUUAAUUCAAGGAGACAGAGCUGGAGCUAUAUACGGUGCAAUCGCUACAGUAGUAUUAGCUAUAGUGUUUACUGCUUUCCAAGGUGUAGAAUAUUCAGUGUCAUCUUUCACAAUUAGUGAUGGUGCAUUUGGUUCAUGUUUCUACUUUGGUACAGGAUUUCACGGAUUUCACGUUAUAAUUGGUACAAUAUUUAUCGGAGUAGGGUUAUGAAGAAUAUAUGCUUACCAUUUAACAGAUAAUCAUCACUUAGGAUUUGAAGGUGGAAUUUUAUACUGACAUUUUGUCGAUGUUGUAUGACUUUUUCUUUAUGUAUCAAUUUAUUAUUGAGGAUCGUAA
This is a messenger RNA of Colletotrichum graminicola M1.001, 810 nucleotides long. Lineage: Eukaryota; Fungi; Ascomycota; Sordariomycetes; Glomerellales; Glomerellaceae. The record is from the annotation of a RefSeq genome assembly.